Molecule: messenger RNA, 3666 nt
Organism: Fonsecaea nubica
Lineage: Eukaryota; Fungi; Ascomycota; Eurotiomycetes; Chaetothyriales; Herpotrichiellaceae
Exons: 2
Coding region: 1-3666 (1221 amino acids)
Biological process (GO): positive regulation of establishment of bipolar cell polarity regulating cell shape
Cellular component (GO): plasma membrane of growing cell tip
Molecular function (GO): protein binding
Source: RefSeq, a predicted model, not a curated record
AUGCAUCUGCUGUCACGGUUCGGCUCCAAGGUGUCGACCGCUUUAUUGCUACUGGCCACACACGCGGUUUCACAGACAGUACCUUCACCUAAUCUCGACAUCAAGUCCCUCGGGCAGGUCACCCUCGCAGGCGACUUCGACGCAAUUUCUGUUUACACGUCAAUUGGGCAACGAGAAGGAUUGAGUGGCAAUGGCACACAGUCAAUAUUGUCCCGGUUACCAAACGGAGCGUUCGACAUUCUGUCCUCUACCGAUGCAAGCAUCGAAGCCCUCUGUCCGUUGGUGGUUAAUAACACACUCAUGGGGAUCGUGGUCGGAGGCAAUUUCACCAGUGUUGGAGGAGUCGCAGCGCGAUCUCUAGCAUGGAUGAAUGCAACAUCUCUGGAAAUCCAGGCAAUUGGUGGGGUGCAAGGAACAGUAUCGGCUCUCUAUUGUGAUCAGGACAAUGGAAUUCUCUACGUUGGUGGUGCCUUUGACGCGGGCAAUUCAACAAAUGCAAUUGGAUGGGCAGCGGGCGGCUGGUCGAGUCUACCCUUCGCCGGUUUCGAUGGCCCAGUCAGCUCCAUCACCAAAGCCCCCGACGGCCACAUCAUCUUUGGGGGUUCUUUUACUGGUCUGGGCAAUAUAUCGUCGAGUUCCCUGAACAAUCCCGAGAUCCAGGUGAUCAACCUCUCGACCGCCAAUCUCACUUCCCGGGGCAACACGAGUACCGCGGGCUUAGGAGAUCCAAAGAACAUUGUUUGUCCAUCGAAUGGCACCGAUGCUUCGUCCAACUUUUUACUGGCCGACAACACUGCUGGUAGUUGGCGAGCCGAUCUGGCUUUCGGUUUCGAGCCUACUAAGCUCCGACUGUGGCAGACAAGUCAAAGUGGAAAAGGUACAAAGACAUGGCGCUUUACGGCGCACCCGCUCAAUGGCAUCCUCAACUUCACCACUACCGACCCUACCACUGGAGAUCUGAUUUCGUGCUCGGCAGCAUGCCCACUCGCAGAGUACAACGCGUCACAGCCGUAUCAAGACUUUUUCUUCGUUAAUCUGGUGGGGAUGAACAGCUUCACCAUUGACAUUUCGGCCUGGUACGGCAGUGGAGGUGGCCUCGGGGGGAUUGAACUGUUUCAGAACGACAUCUUCUCUUACGCCAUUGAGGCCUUUAACGAGCCCACCUGCGAAACCACCAGUAUCCGAUCCGACGCCACUGCUACUGGGCCUUGGUAUACGACUCCGUCGAGAGAAAGUGUGUCGGACUAUCUCACUGUCGUGGUGGGUCCCACAACCGUUGACAGCACACUGAUAGUUUUCGAACCCAAUGUGCCGCAGAGCGGAAACUACUCCAUCAUUGUCUAUACCCCUGGCUGUCUGCAGGAUAGCUCGUGCUCAGCACGCGCCAUUGUUAACGUCACUGGCAGCCUGACGCAGGACGGAAAACAAUCUUUCGGCACCACGAUCUUUCAAACCAACGAUUUUGACAAGUACGACAUCGUGUAUCAAGGACAUGUGGAUGCCAGCACCUCAUCUUUUCGGCCUGCGGUGACUCUCAGGCCAUCCGGACAGCAGGAUGCACAAUUGGUUGUCGCGUCUCGAGUCAAGUUCGGCUUCACGUCGACAACCGGAGGUCUCAAUGGUUUGUUCGACUAUGAUCCUGACAACCAAACCGUUAACUAUGCCACCGCCGACUUCUCCAAGUCUGCCAUCAACAACGCCGGCACCACGCUAAAACCCAACGCAAAUGUUCUGGCACUGGCAACGCGCGAUGACACCAUUUACGCGGCGGGUCGAUUCUCCGACGACGUCUUCGAGAAUAUCAUGGCUUUCCGCAAUAACAAUGCGUCCUCUUUGCCUGAUGGAGGCCUCAAUGACGCGGUGAACGACCUUUACAGCUUGGACGACUUUUUAUACGUGGGAGGCAAUUUCACCAACACUGCCCAGGCCAAUGUGGAUGGAUUAAGCAACGUUGCUGCCUAUCAGUAUUCCAAAAACGCUUGGGUGCCACUGGGUGCUGGACUGGACGGGCCGGUGGAAGCGGUUGAACCGAUGCAGCUUAACAUCUCCCAGAGCGGGGGCCCAGAAACUGUGAUCGCUUUCAGCGGCGCUUUCACGCGGAUCCUCGCGUCUGGCUCCACAGCCGUGUCUCGGGUGGACGGAUUGGCAAUCUGGGUUCCAUCACAGAAGGGCUGGCUGGCGAACCUCGACGUACCGAAGGAAGCCUUAGUUGGUCGACUGUACGCCGCGACAUUUCUACCGAACAACACUUGGCUCGGGGCUGGGACAAUAAACUCACUCGGACUAGCUAUUAGUGGUGCUGCUGGCCUUCAGUCUGAGUCUGGUGGUCAAGUCGCGCUUUCGCGACUACCCAUCAACAUCACCCCCAGUGACGUUCAGUCUGCUACCAGAAAACGAGCUGUCCAAGCCACGCAGAAUGUGACUGGUGUCAACACAGGGCUCUAUUACACCGCUCAUGGACAGAAUGUGACCGUCCUGGGAGGACACUUUACAGCAACUGCGAGCGGUGGAUCCACCAUCGAGAAUCUCAUGUUCAUGAACGGGUCCAACAACGACCAAGUGACGGGUCCCCCGACCGGUCUCGAUGCCAGUUCCACCGUGCUGGCUCUGGCCCUUUCAGACAAUAUCCUCUUUGCUGGUGGUACCAUUUCCGGACGUGUUGAGAAUACAGACAUCAAUGGUCUGGUUUUGUACGAUAUGAGCACCGCGGCAUACCGAGCAAUCCAACCAGCAUCAUUACAAGGGAACAACGUGACGGUUAACGCGAUAGCUCCACAGUCAGGUUCAACAGCCGUGUAUGUUGGUGGAUCGUUUGACCGGACAUCUCAAGAGCUAUCUUGUCCCGUGGUUUGCAUGUACGACACGGCGACGAGUCAAUGGAAUACGGUUGGGACUGAAUUGGGAGGCACCGUUUCGUCUCUUUUCUGGAUGACUAAAUCGAAUCUUCUGGCAGCAGGUGAUCUGAGGGUACAAGGCAAUCAGACGUCACUGGCGACCUACAGCACUGACAGUCAGACGUGGUCUGUUUAUCCAGUCGCCGGUAUUCCUGGACCAGUAACGGCAUUCUGCCCUGCCACCACGGAUGCGGAUCACAUGUGGGUUGCAGGUACAGCGACCAACGGCUCGACCUUUUUGGUCGAGAUUGAUGGAGACAACGUGAGACCAGUCGUUGAUGCUUUUGAUGACGGCACUACAAUCCGCGGUCUGCAAAUCAUGCCCUUGACCCGAGACCAUGGGUCGACCGCAUUCCUGGACAACGACUAUGCCUUGCUGGUUACGGGUCAACUGAACAUCAAUGGCUUCGGAACUGCCGCAGCAGCAUUGUUCAAUGGCACGCACAUGGAGCCUUUGAUAUUAGCUUCUACAGCGGACGGAAGUCCUGGCAGCAUAAGUCAGGUCUUCUCGUCGCAGACCAAUGUUCUCCGAUCGAGUGAAGGAGGCCACUCCCUUGGCAUCGUGAUUCUCGUCGCCCUCUGUGCCGCAUUAGGCACCAUCUUUCUGAUAAUUUUAAUCGGCAUCAUCCUCAACUACAUCCAACGAAAGCGGGCUGGGUACAAGAGCGUGCCCAGUGUCCCGUACACGGACAAACAUUCCAACAUCCACCGGGUGCCUCCAGAAGCCCUGCUGGGCAAUCUCGGAACGAAGACUGGAGUACCUGCGGUGUGA